AUGGACGAAGAAUCUCAACUUUCCGUCAUGGAAAGAGGCAAUAUUUCCUUGACUAUCUCAACAAAUUAUAAAGUCCGUUUAGCUCAAAAGUUUUUAGCAGAACUCCUGGGCACAUAUUGUAUAAUCUUUGCAGGUUGUGGAUCGGUGGUUGUUAACAAGCUUUACGACGGCACUGUAACUUUUCCGGGAAUAUGUGUAACAUGGGGCUUAAUAGUUAUGACCAUGAUCUACACCCUCGGUCAUGUCUCCGGUGCACAUUUUAAUCCUGCUGUCACCAUUACUCUAUCUCUUCUGGGAGCCUGUCCAUUCAGUGAGGUGGGUCUUUAUAUAGUGUCACAAGUGUUGGGAUCGACCCUUGCUAGCGUAACGUUGACGUUGAUUAUGAACAUUACUUCGGAUGCUUUUUUUGGAACCACACCGGCUGGUUCAACCAUACAAUCAUUUGUUGUUGAGAUCAUCCUUACAUUUAUCCUAAUGUUUAUUAUCUCGGGUGCUUGCGGUGAUGAUCGAGCCGUAAAAAUGCAAGGGGGGAUUGUGGUUGGAAUGACGAUCAUAUUAAAUGUCUUCGUGGGAGGGCCCAUUUCUGGAGCAUCAAUGAAUCCGGCAAGAACCCUUGGACCGGCUAUUGUGUUGCGGAAGUUCACCGCAAUCUGGGUGUAUAUCUGUGGUCCGAUCAUCGGAGCAAUAACUGGAGCGUUUGUUUAUAAGUUGUUGACGCCGACAGAUAAAUCUUUUAGUGAUAUUGUGAAAGGACAGCAAGUUGUGGUGGUUGAAAGACGCGGUCCUGAUGCUACGAGGUUAUGUAACAUUGAUCAUGCUCAUAGGUAA
This is a messenger RNA of Helianthus annuus (common sunflower), 828 nucleotides long. RefSeq names its product probable aquaporin NIP-type. The transcript is spliced from 6 exons. Gene Ontology annotation, biological process: transmembrane transport. NCBI's taxonomy places the organism in Eukaryota, Viridiplantae, Streptophyta, Magnoliopsida, Asterales, Asteraceae. Gene Ontology annotation, cellular component: membrane. The coding region runs from base 1 to 828 and encodes 275 amino acids. Gene Ontology annotation, molecular function: channel activity. The record is from RefSeq and is a predicted model, not a curated record.